Messenger RNA from Scatophagus argus, 2038 nucleotides. RefSeq names its product vesicle-associated membrane protein 5 (gene vamp5). NCBI's taxonomy places the organism in Eukaryota, Metazoa, Chordata, Actinopteri, Scatophagidae. Gene Ontology annotation, cellular component: SNARE complex; plasma membrane. The transcript is spliced from 3 exons. Gene Ontology annotation, molecular function: syntaxin-1 binding; SNAP receptor activity. Gene Ontology annotation, biological process: SNARE complex assembly; vesicle-mediated transport; vesicle fusion. The record is from RefSeq and is a predicted model, not a curated record. Bases 251 to 556 code for a protein of 101 amino acids.
UACAAAGUCCGACUGCAAGUCGGGAGAAGUGAAAGUGACAGAGUCGAGUUCACAUUCGAGCAAAGGCUACCCCGAUAAAAGACAGCCUGCGAAGCGCUGCGGUGGUUUGUUCAGGUGCACAAAGAGGCAGGUUUAAACUGCAGGGCCGAUUUGCUCUGUUUCCUGUUUUUAUAGUUGACUUGAGUCGCACUAUAAAUGCAUUGGAUCCGGUGACAGCCUCGACACAACCACAACACGAGACGCGACAGACAUGGAGAAUGGGAAGAGCCGCCUGCAGCAGGCCCAGGAGGACGUGGAGGAGGUGAAGGUCAUCAUGCUGGACAACCUGAACAAGGCUGAUGAGAGAUCUGACAAAUUGAAUGACUUGGAGGGUAGGGCUGAUGUGCUGCUGGAAAAGAGUAAAACUUUUGAAAAGACCACCAACCAGGUGAAGCAAAGGAAGAGAUGGGAGAAUAAAAAGAUGAAAGUGGUGUUUAUUGCUGUCGGAGUGGCAGCUGCUGUCAUUGUAAUUGGACUUAUAAUCUUUGCUAUUGUCGAUAGUACAAGAGCACAGUAGCUCCUUUGCCGAUGAAAUACGACAUCUGCACAGGAAGUGGACAAAGAUAAAAGGUCCAAGAAAAAGAGGAAUGCAAACUGGGAGACUUCAGUAUCUCGCCUGAACCGCUCAGUCUGUGAUAUUUCUGUGUUUAGAGAUAUUUAUGGAACUACUGGUCCCACUCCUUAUUUGUGAAAGUCUUCAGUUUAAAUGGUACCGUUGAUUGCUCGGCUGCUUCGCUCUGUGUCCGCUGUAACUUUUCAAAGGUCAUGUCUCUGUCGGGUCCACAUUGGAAGGACACAGAAAUCUUCCUGAAGAUUAAAUAUAAACAAAAAGUGCUCUGGCACUACUCCACCACUAUAAGCAAAACUGGAUUUGCUCAUUUCUUUUAACAAAAUAUCAUCAGGCUGCUACUUUUGUACCAUUGGCUUAUACGUAGUGGUUCACCUUCAUGAGCGCCACUCACAGGAACACAAAGUUGCUGUCACUAAUUGCUGAACUGAAAACAGAAUUCAUUCAUCAGUUGAUGAUUUGGGAAGAAUCAACUGUCACUGCAAGAAGACAGAAGAGACAACAGAGUAGGUACCACACUUGGUGAUCACAUGCAGUUUCAGAUAGCUUCACAUUGGAUAAAAUGAACUGAUGUACUGUCACCUAAAAUUUCAUCUGUCCAAAAUGAAAUGCCCACAAAGUUGUCUGUAUCAUUAAAAUGUAUUAGCUUAAAAUGGUCUCCUGAUCUGUAUACAUGAGUCUGUUGCUCAUUUUUAGUGUUUUUGUCAGUUUUGUCACUAUGCACAAUACAUACAUGAUACAAACCAACUGCCAAAGCAUUAGCAAAAGUAUUUCAUUUAACCUAUGGCCAUAAUCCACAUGAAACCAGUCUUGACAGCCGAAAUAAUUAACAUGAUCUUUAAGAGACAGAGAAAGUAGAUAGUGGAUCACCGAAUUUAUUUUUAACUGAACUAACAGUGACCCCUGCUGGCCAGUGUUUGGAAUUUAUAUAAAUAUGCAGAUCGUAGGAACACUUCUUGUAUUCAGCAUAUAUCCAGGUGCUAUAUUUAUCAACCACGGACUCCUGAUCUCAAUCCACCUAAGGGUUUUCUGUACAUUGAAGUGCAGAUGGUGUGCUGAUGAGUCUGAUAAUCAUGUUUACUAUUGUCAAAACCAGAACUGCCAGUCGUUUGUAAAUCUAAGCGCGUGAAUCUCGUCACAUAACUUAAGAUGACAAUCCAGUCAACAUGUAGACAUAAUACUCUUCCUAAACAUUUAACCACUGAGUGCCUAUUGAGUAGCUCGCUAAUUGCCAUGCGUAUGUUAUUUUCACAUUCAUACCUAGAGGUGCUGUCGAUCAGCAUAACCAGAUCAGUUUCCAGUUAAAAUCUAAUAUUGUUAUUGUAUUAUUGUUGUUGUUGUUGUUGUUGUUGCUAUGGACAGAAUAGUAAGAAAAUGUACACAGUUUACAACCUGUUUUGUGUCUACAAUAAAAAGAAUGUUUGUUCCAUA